AUGGCCGCCUUCUCCCUGUGGCAUCUGUUUGCCGUAUUCUCGCUUGUUACGGCCAUACUCGCGCUCGAAGUCACACCCGGCUCGGAUUGUGCGGCAUUGUGCAUGGGUGGGCAGAACGGAACGACAAUCGAGGCCACGACACCAGGCACAAACUCGUCCGACAUUGUUUGUGAGAACGAUCAGUACCACACGACCGGCACGGGCAUCAAAUUCAAGAACUGCGUCAGUUGCUUGCAGAAAAGCGAGGCAACCAAGGGGGCUUCGAGUGAUGCGGCUUGGUUCUUGUACAACAUUCGAUAUGCGGUAGACGUUUGCCUCUUCGACUUCCCCGACGCCAUCAGCCACAUCAACUCUCCAUGCAUCAUCAACAGUGCUUGUAGGCCUCUCAAGAGCGCCCUCACAUCGGGUCUCACAACUCCAGACGCCGCCACCUCAUACGACUACUGCACAGCCGACGGCGACAAAUUCUCGAACAGCUGGUGGCCCUGUGCCAAGUGUUUGCAGUCCAGCGAUAGCCAGAGCUAUCUUUCCAACUUCUUGAUUGCGCUCAAAGCUGGUUGCCAACAGAAGCCAGCCGACGGUAACAUCAUCGGCCUGACUGGCCAGCUGUUCUCGGACAGUGCGGUGAACAUCACCGAACCGGCAACAAACACAACCCUCCCAGGCGAUGGCGGCGCCUCUUCAACGACAAUGACCACCGGCACCAUCGUAGGCAUCGCCGUAGGCGGCGGCCUGGUCUUCGUCGGCGCAAUCUGCCUCUUCAUCAUCCACUGCCGCAAGCAACGAAAAGCAAGAGCGCAGACUGCGGAGCCCGACUUCCCGCCCCAGCCGCCCAGGUGCCACGCGAGCUCCUUCACCGCGAUCAACAGAAGCCCCUACAUGCCAAUCGCGGACCACAAGAAGUCCUCCUCCAUCAACUCGUACAACUACGAGCUGCAGGAGAAGCAACAAUUCAACAACGCCGACUACUACGACCAGAUGGAGCAAGAAGCCCAGCUCGGACGCGAGAUGGCCCACUACAACUUCGAUCCUCGCUCCAGCCACCACGGCCUCGGCAGCGCCCUUCCCACUCACCCGGCCUACAUCCCCCGAGCCAUGAGCAGGCAGUCGACUCGCGGCGGCGCCAUAACACCCACACCGCCCAAUGCCCGGAGAACAAAUACACCAGACUCGUACGCCCUGCAGACAUACCUCAACGCCGUCAGCGAAGAAGGCACAAUACCAAUCAGACCCCCACCGACCGCCGCCAUGUCGCGGACGCCCUCACCGAGGAGGUCGAACGAAUCACACCACGAGAACCUGAGCUCCGCGGCACCCAUCAUGGGCAACCUCCCGCCACCGCCCCCAGGGCCUCCGCCGGCCCGGAAGACAUCCAUCAAGAUACCGUCAAUAUCCAUCCCCUCGGUGCGACGCAUGCGGGUGCCGAAGAAGUACUCCCCGCCUCAGAUCAAAGUCCAAGACGCGACGCCGAUAGCAGACAAGGGCGAGACCGGGAACAUGCAAAUAUCGCAGCCGAUUGCGGUCCACGAGGAUAGAUUUCAGGAUAAGCCGUUGGCCGGACAUAGCGUCAUUUCGAACGUCGCGCCGGCCAGGGAGGAUCCCGAAACUUAUGAGGGCGACAUGCCCAUCCGCAGUGGCAAGAGCACGCUGUACGGAUGA
This is a messenger RNA of Colletotrichum chrysophilum, 1659 nucleotides long. RefSeq lists its product as uncharacterized. The transcript has 3 exons. The coding region runs from base 1 to 1659 and encodes 552 amino acids. The record is from RefSeq and is a predicted model, not a curated record. Lineage: Eukaryota; Fungi; Ascomycota; Sordariomycetes; Glomerellales; Glomerellaceae.